AUGAAUUCUUAACUUGAUGAUGGUAGCAAAACUUCUUUAUUAAUAGUUUUACAUAAAAAGAAAUUUACAAAAAUUGACAAGAAUUCUCCCAAAUCCUAUCAAGAUGAAUGUUUAGAACCACCAUCUUUUUUUGAAAGUUUUUAUCUAAAUAACUCUGGCUCAUCUAGCAAAUAGUAUACACCCAAUGCUUACGAUCAAAUCAAUCAGUAUUUGUUUGAGAAUUUCAAUCGAUGGGAUGAAGUUUAUGGGCCAAGAAAGGAGUAGCAAGCAAUUAGCUAAAAUAAAAAGAAAAAAAAUUAGGAAAUUUAAUCUGCUUCACAUAUUGCAUUACUCAUAAAUUGUCUUUUAAUAUUAUGGAACAACAUAUUUAAAGCCUUAUUAUCAGUCUUAUUCCCUCAUCUUAUACUCUUUGAGGAAGAUGAGAGUAUUAAUCAUUUAUCUUACUUUUUAUUAUUUUAUAUUCUUAUCGUUACACUAACUUAUAUCUUAUGUUAGUUUAUAUAAAUGAAGCACAAAGAGAACUUGUCAGCCAUUUACAAAUUUAAGCUAAUUGAUGACUUUAUAAUAACAAACAUCUUGCUAGUUGGAUUACUUUUGAUUUAGAUAACUUUGAAUACAUAAAUAAUAGUAAUAAUUUUGUCCCUUUAUUUUUUUAAUGACGGCUAUAAUCAGAUCGAAAAGUUUUUUAAGCUGCUCAUAAUUACAAAAAAAAAAUGCUUUAAUUAUCUGGCUAUCUCAAAGAUCAUAAUUUAUUAUCUAUAUUUAAUUCAUCUAUUUGCUUGUGUUCUAUACUAAAAUGAUUUUCAACUUAGUUAUAGAGAUUCACUAUUUAUAAAUAUUAAUUUUUUCACUUUUUAAGCAAAUUAUCAUGUAAGUGAAUCAUCUUCUGAUUUAACUAUGAUAUUUAGUUAAAUUGUAGGAUUGAUUAUGUUAUUCAAUUCAAUCGAUGUCAUAAUUUAGAUAAGACUAAAGAAAAUUGAAUUGUUGAAUAGGCCUAAAAUUGAUGUGCAUAUUCUGCAUUAUUAUAUUUGGCAUCAUAAAGGAAAUUUACUUGAGAAACUUAAGAUGGUUACAUAGCUUAACAAUAACAGUUAACUCACAAAAUAAAUAGGUUAAAACGCUAUGAGAAUCAUUUUUCAACAAAUUAUGGAAGAUUAUUUGGAAAUUUCUCAUAUUUUUACAAAACAAUUUGUAAUCAACUUAUCAGAAAAGAUUAAAGUUUUUAGAAAAACUAAGGAAAUAGAUUUUAAUAAAAAUCGAGGUUUGUAUUUGAUUCUAAGGGGACAAGUUUUAAUUAGUUUCAAAAAGGAAGGAUUGAGACAAUAUUAAUAGAUUAUGAUUGACAAAGUGUUUGGAUUGAUUGAUUGUUUUUAAAAGAACAUUUCAGAUAUAAAAAUAAAAUUAAACAAUAAUUUUUUAGUUUUGUUUAUAAAGGAAGAAGAUUUUAAACAAUGUUUGAAUUUAAAUUAAGAUCUAGAAACAUUCCACAUGAUUAAAAAUAGAAUAUUGUUUGAAGGAGAUACAUCCUAUGUAAAUUAUAGAUGUCUGAUAUGCAGAGGAUUUCAUUUAAUGAGGAAAUGCCAAGUUUAACAAGAUAUUUACAAAUUGAUUUUAAAAGAUUAUUUUCAAUAGAAUAAAAGAAUUAAAGUAUAAAGAAGAGCAAAGAAGGACCCUUAAGCCUUUAAAAUAUACCAAAUAAAAAUAAAGAAACAGAUAAGUGUAACAGUUCGUUCAGAAAUUGAAAGUAAUGAGAGCAGUAGUAUCUAUGAGCAAUUACCGGUCCUUCAAGAUGAACCUACUGAAAGUUCGAAAUUUUUCGAUAGAAAUAUGAUUAAUGGACAAAGCAAAGGGACUAUAACUAUACCUACAAUCUCAAAAGAGUGCUAUGGUGAUUUUAUUUCAGACAAGAUAUUACUAGAAUAAAUGAAAUCAUGUCACAAGUAAGCAUCUCUUCAACCAUCAAUACAACCUGGUAGUUAAUAAUUUUGGGAUGGCCUUAGAACAGAUUAUAGGAGCUAAUAACUGUCUCCUUCAACUUUCAAAUUCUAAGAUAUUGUAAUAGCUGAUGAUAUAGAUACAAUUCAAGAAUAUGUUUAUUUCCAUCCAGAAUUCAACAUUAGCUCUAUAAUCUCGAUAUUGGAAAAGUGA
This is a messenger RNA of Paramecium tetraurelia, 2148 nucleotides long. RefSeq lists its product as uncharacterized. Lineage: Eukaryota; Ciliophora; Oligohymenophorea; Peniculida; Parameciidae. The record is from RefSeq and is a predicted model, not a curated record. The transcript is spliced from 6 exons.